AUGUUCAACAACUUGGUGCAGAUUCCGUUCCGAAUAUGCGAUGCUAAGCCGCUUCACGAUAUUCUCGCUGAGCUUAUCAGGAGGGACUAUUUUCAGCCGGUGACGUCGUUUGAAGAAGAUCUCAGGAACGCAGAGCAUCUACAGAACGAUCUAGCGGUGCUAUCACGAGAGACCAAUCCCGACAUGACCCAUUUUGAAAAUAUCUUGUAUAACUACUACCAUUUCCUUUCCGAUGCCAAUAACAAAUUCAUGGACAACUGUGUAGAGUUCGAAUGGUAUGGCACUCUUCGCUACCAGCCCAAGCAUUGCUCCUUCACAUCCUGGAAGCAAGAGCAGCUUCAAUUGGUCUAUGAAAUGGGCUGCUUAUAUUCAUAUAAGGCUUUGCAUGAAAAUGCCUAUACGGACGAAGGCCUCAAGCUGGCAUGUACGUCGUUAAAGACCGCUGCUGGUUACUUUGAUGCUCUUCUAAAGCUGAACCCGCAAGCAUUGGCUGGAAUCCCCGAUUUUGAUGAAGACACUCUUCAAUGUCUCAGGUCCAUGCUCAUAGCACAAGCGCAAGAGCUUGUUUGGCUGAAAGCAGCUAUGGGGAAGACAGUUAAAGACCAUCUCAUUGCUCGUUUAUCGAAGAAGGUAUCUGAACUAUACAAGAAAGCGGCUGACUACGGUGCUGAAUCUGAUGCAAUUACGCUAGAUUGGAUUAAUCACUUUAAGGUAAAGAGUUUUCACUUUGACGCAGCUGCUCAUUACAGAAUGUCUGUGGUUGCACUCGAUUCAUUCAAGUACGGUGAUCAAGUGGCAUAUUUGAAGGUAGCUUCGAAGUUAUGCGAUGAAGGAGGAAAAUACCAACGAUACGUGACAGAACCCGUUGUUGAGGAUCUCCAAGGAUUAACAGAAAUGGUGAAAAGUACCCUUAAAAGUGCAGAGAAAGAUAAUGACUUGGUGUACCUCAAGCCUGUGCCUGAUGUCAAAACACUUCCAGCUAUAACAGGAGUCUCGAUGGUCGAUGUUGAAGCGUCGAAGGAGUUCUUCGAGAAGCCUAGCGGUCAAGAGGCCUUCAAACAUCUUGUGCCAUUCUCAAUCAUCCAAAUUGCUCAGGCGUUCAGGGAACGUCAAGAUGCAUUUGUGGUUGACCACUUUCAUGAGCCGCUCAAGGCUUUGACAAGAAUGUUCAGUAAAUUCCUUGCUGAAAGAGAUCUACCUGCUUCAAUUGACUCCAUCCAGAAGCCUGAAAAUGUUCCAGACUCUCUACUACACCAUUCCCAAGAAAUCACUUCUAUGGGAGGCACAAAGCUUAUUGACAGUUCCAUGCUAGAAAUAGGAAAGCUAGCUAAACAAUGCCAGGAUCUCGUUGAAGCGUGUAACGAGAGAUUAUCAAUGGAAAGGUACGAGGAUCGUUUGAUGAAAGAAAAGCAGGGUUCUGACAGGUGGAAUCGUGAACCUUCGGAGAAAGCUGCUGCUGAACUUAGCGCCAGAGUCAUUAAAAUGGGAACGUACCUUGACCAGGGUCUGGAGAGUGAUGCUUUAAUUAUGGACCUGUAUCGCUCCAUCAAAGACAUAUUGAUAGUAUAUUGUGGGGGUAAACAGCAGCUUUUGAACACGAUCCCUCGUUCUUCGCACGCCCAUGUUAAUUCCAAGGUUGGUCAGGUAAUUGGUGAACUUCGAGAAUUACUUGCGAAUGGUGAGAAGAUAGAGCAAAGCAAGCAACGCUUAAUAUCAUCCAUUGGUGUUAAAUCAAGGGACCACAGUGUGUUUCCUGUAAUCAUGGGACAAUACAAGAAGAAUCUGGACAAUUUCUGGGACAAAGACGGGAAGAUCGAUCCAAGAAAGUUCGAGCCAAUCUACGAGACGCAUGUCAAAACAUUUAACAGUGACCUUCAGUUUGUGGAUCAGCUUAAGCAGAAACAGAUGGAUCUCGAGAAGAAGAUUCACGACAAGAACCUACAGCUUCUUGAAUUCCGUCAAACUGCCCAGGAUGCCUCGCAAGAAAGGAGACAUCAAGCACUUCAACAGUUCGAGGAAGCAUACGUCGAAUACCUUGACCUUGUCUCCAACUUAAAUCAGGCGUCCAAAUUCUAUUCUGAUUUCUUAGAUAAGGGAAACAGUGUCUUACACGAAAUCGACCAGUACUUGUACAGAAGAAGAGAAGAAGCCCGAGAACUCCUGCUUAACAUACAAAACCAGGAAAAGCUUCGUGACAUUGAAAGUGCCAUGCAAAACGAUCGACCACAUCUAGCAGCUCCGCAGAGCCAGAGGGCAACUUUCAGAGAUCCAUCUGACGAUAUGCAUCUACCUUGA
Molecule: messenger RNA, 2295 nt
Organism: Candidozyma haemuli
Lineage: Eukaryota; Fungi; Ascomycota; Pichiomycetes; Serinales; Metschnikowiaceae
Gene: RIM20
Product: Rim20p
Exons: 1
Coding region: 1-2295 (764 amino acids)
Cellular component (GO): endosome
Molecular function (GO): protein binding
Source: RefSeq, a predicted model, not a curated record